CCAUCCGCCGCUUGGGGGCGCUAUGUGUCCUGUCAUGUUUUGUUUGAAGAGAGAAGAAGUGAGCAGAUUUACUCGCAAGAUGCUGAUGAGGAAAUGACAACUAUAUGUGUCGGCCAUGACGCUGAGCCGCAGCACCCUGGCCGUCGCCCUCCUGCUGCUGCAGUUGCGAGGGGCGGCGAGCUCGCUGGACGAGGAGGACGGCGUGCCCGAGGAGUGGCUCCUGCUGCACGUGGUCCAGGGCCACGUGGGGGCGGGGAACUACAGCUACCUGCGGCUCAACCACGACGGCGCCGUGGCGCUGCACAUGCGCAGCCUGACCGGCGACGCCGACCUGUACGUGUCGGACCAGACGCUGCGGCCCACCUUCGACGCCUACACGCUGCAGUCGGCCACCUGCGGCCGCGACCUGGUGCUGGUGCCCGCCCACUUUGCGCGGCCCGUGGGCAUCGCCGUCUACGGGCACCCGUCUCACCGGGAGAGCGAGUUCGAGAUGAGGGUCUUCUACGACCAGACGCCGGCGGCGGACCCCUUUGACUCGGAGGGCACGCGCAAACUGAAGAAACCCGCCGAGCCGUCCGGCGAGGACUUGGAGGAAGACGAGUCCAUAUUCUGGACCGUUCUGAUCGGACUGUUGAAGAUCAUCCUGGAAAUGUUGUUUUAAAGAAACCACUUCUUGUGGACCACAAGAACAGGAACAAGCCGCUCGUCUUCAUCUUAUUAUUAUUCUCUUGAUGCUGCGAUCUCACCAGGCGGCCGUUGCCAUGACAACCGACACUUCCUCACUCUGCUCGAUGUGGUCGACAUAACGCCGCCGUCCUACAGCGGCUUCCUCAAACGUGACGAAGACGAGCGGGUUGUUACUUCCUGGUGUCACUUCUUCUUUGUCCCAAGUAGCGAUUAGCGCGCUAGCACCGAGGUGGAGCGUUCCAACAGUGCCUUCACUUCUUCCAUUUCCUGCUGGAUUGAAGGAUGUUUCUUACAACAAUAAAAGACUUUUGAAGUGAGUCCUGCUCACUCCUUUUAUUGUGGAGAGAAA
This is a messenger RNA of Nerophis lumbriciformis (worm pipefish), 1036 nucleotides long. It is a transcript of the gene lg25h6orf120, whose product is annotated as linkage group 25 C6orf120 homolog. The record is from RefSeq and is a predicted model, not a curated record. NCBI's taxonomy places the organism in Eukaryota, Metazoa, Chordata, Actinopteri, Syngnathiformes, Syngnathidae.